Molecule: messenger RNA, 776 nt
Organism: Paecilomyces variotii
Lineage: Eukaryota; Fungi; Ascomycota; Eurotiomycetes; Eurotiales; Thermoascaceae
Exons: 1
Coding region: 153-554 (133 amino acids)
Source: RefSeq, a predicted model, not a curated record
GAGCAGAGACCUAACGACAUACCAUACUCUAUGGUACAACAAGAUGCUUGUUUCGACUGGUGCGAUCAUUGUGCAGAGUCCAGACACAUCCGAUAGUCAGCGCGGGGAUCUGGCGGUGUUCAACUGCCACGCUACAAGGUAUUAGUUAUGGUAUGAAGCCGGAACGAGCAGCCGACCAUUGGAAGAGACGGUUUCUCUGGCGAGUCGAGUCGCACGAGGAGCGUCAGUUCAGACUCUGGAUGGCUUUGAUUCGAACUAAGAGAGUAGAGCAGCAAGCAAUACUGUUGGGUGUUCGCAGUAUUGUCGCCUUGUUUCUGUUUGCGCGAGAACGCCUGUUGCGUCAUCGCGGUAACCGCUUGGAUAGUUGGAUUUCUCAUUCCUUUCGCUUCUUGAACUUAUCAGCCAUCAGUUUAUUAGUGGUAUUACUCGACACCUCACUGCUUCAUUUAAGGACGGGCAUCAACCGCGAUUUUCCCAUCUUCUCUUUUAGCUUUCCCAUAUGGCCUUUCUCGAUCUUCCUCCAUCUCCAUCUUCCCGAGCCACUCCUCAUCUGACCAGACAAUCGAUCUCGACGAAUCGUGGCUCCUCGUCUCUAGUCUCUACUAGAGAGAGACUCUAGAGCAACGACUCAGCCACAACGUCAGCAUCCCCGGCCCACGCCAAGCGACGAAUUCUCCGGCCAGUCCUAAUUCAGUGCGCCGUCGUACUCUCUAGGCCGUCACGGCCCCUCAGCGUUGCCUCUGCGGUCCACCAAGAGGAUUCUGGACGCCCGAUCG